AUGGCUUUUCUCUUGAAGUACUACACUUGUAAGUCGCCUCCCACGUCACCUUUCUCAUCUGAUUCGUUUUCAGUUUCGGCCAAGAUCCGCACGCUGUCCGAGUUCCAAAUCAGACUUUCGACGAACCAGCAGCCGCCGUCGAACGCAGAGAUCAUCACGACGUUACGGUACUUCCAGCAGACACUCAUCGGGUCAGUUUCCAUUCGUUUCCGAACAUCCAAUCAGGCUGAGAAGAACAAAAAGAACACGAUUUCAUGGGAAACAGAUGGUGCUCCUCCUCCGUCGCACUCGUAUUCGCGCGGAAAAAAGCAUUCGAAGCGACGGGGAAGAGGCGAAGAUUCUCGAAUUUCACGCACUAAUCCAGCAGAUACAUCAACAUAUGAUGAAUAGUUGGGCAAAAAGGAAUGAAGAGGAAAAGCUGAGGAAAAAGAGUGAAUGAUGGGGCAAGAAGUGGCCGCGAAUGAGGACCAUUCCACUCAGGAAACGGGCCGCCCAUUGAGUACCAUAAAAAGAGUUGCACUCAGAAUAGGCCACCACUCGAGGCUUUCAGAAAUGAACUUUUGAGGAGUUGCAUCCCUACCGUAAUCCUAGCAAUGACGUGGCUCAUCGUGUGCAAUUCACUUCCAAAACGUGCAUAAAUAACCGCUCUGUGAGCCCAUUUCCCGCGCACCUCCCGUCUAGGAAAACGCAAUUUCCCCGCCGACCUUUCGCCGUAAUUAUCAAUCUGUUUCUCUGCUCCUCUUUAAAAAAAAUAGAAUAAUGGGGGCCGGGGCGAAGAGUAAACUGGAAGAAGAUGGGCGCCCCGUCCACUCUCAUUCGAUUAAAUUUUAAUUAACUCUUCGUCUCUCCUCUCUCUUUAUUUCAAAGUCUUGAAAAGAUAGACAGAGAGAGGGAAAAAGAGAGAGAGAGAGAGAGAGAGAGAGAGAGAGUUGCCUUUCUCUUCUUUUUUCUCUUCUUUUCGUCGCGUUUUCCGGCGCCAAUUUGAAUUUUGAAUUGGGCGACCGGAAAAGGGACUUCAGCCCGUCGGCCUUCUUUUUCUUCCAUUUUUGUUGUUGUUGCAGCCAGUACUGACGAGCUGCAAAUCUCCAUUUUUAGUGGGAAAACAAAAGAAGGAAGAAGAAGGAGGGAAAUAGGAGCGAAUCUGUCUUUUUUGUAAUUAACCAACCCUCUUUUCUGUUAAAAAUAGAAGCUCGGUUGGGAAUCACAAAAACAAACGGUAAACGAGAAGAAAGUUGAUUUGAAUCUAAUGAAACUUACCUUUUUAUUAUGAAUUGCAGGUUCCUCAAAGACUUUCCGGCCACCCAGACGAACUACUGCGAGCGGUUUUCAUCGGACGCGGCACGAUGGAACCUCUAUCCAAACCUCAACUAUUCCGCCCUCUACUAUGCCAUAGUCAACCUUCUAGACGUUUUCCCUCUGAUAACCACGUCACCACAAGGUACUGAAUUUUCCCGCGCACAUUUGCCAAGACUCUCCUGAUUACAGCAAUAGGAGAAGCAAUUCUAGACACAAUCAAAGCGCUGAUGAUAUUUUUGGAACGGGAUUCUCUGGAACAGUUACCGCUUUUGUUGGCCAGUCAAUUGGGAGUGUUUCCGAGAGAAUUGGACAAGCAGGUACGGACCGUACGGUCAUCCAAAGUCAAGUACGAGGGAGUUUUCAGAUUGUGCACCUGCUAGCCGACUGCGUCUUCCCGUUCGCCAUAAACGAUGAGACAUUCGUCAAGUUGAGUGUUCCGGGAGUGCUGAUGCUCGUUCUGCAGCAGACUCACGAUCCGAGUCUGCACACGUGGAUUGUCGAAUCGGCAAUGAACUGCUCUUCGAACGUCUACCAGGACCUUCUGCAAGUGAUCGCCAAGGGAACGUGCGAGAGCAGAGUGGCCGCCGCCAACCUUCUCUUCCACUACUGGCCCUUUCCGAACCCGCAGAUCUUGCACAGGAAAACGAUCCAAUACCGAGUGCAUGCGUGGCGAACCAUGCAGUGUCAAUCGACUGGCUGCACCGAUAAGUCGUCGAGCGUCAAACGAUGCUACGAUCCGGUCGUUUGCGCGGACGUCGCCGACACUUCGCCGCCGAUCUUCCUGUGUCGAAAGUGCGCCGAGCAAGUGACGGGCGAACGGAAAGUUGUCACGCAGCACAUUGCCCAGCCGAUGCCCGCCUCGAACGCCACGUGCCAACGACAAGAGUGCCAAUCGCAAUCCAGAUUGGCAGUGACGAUAUGCUGCUCACACGAAUGCACACGAGGGCACAACCACGUGCCGAUGAGGCUGUGCAUGGAUUGCAGUACCCUGGUGCAUGAGGAUGGGGCGGUGCAGCACCUGCAACAUCAGGGAAGCAGAGUGGUGUGGUCGACGGAUGAUCAGUGGCCGACGGUCGAGAGCAUCGUGAAGCUGUUGAGGGAGACGACGAUGUUCGAGGGGAACGAGGGAGAAGGAAAGAAGCCGAAGUGGCUGAGGCAGUUGGACGGAGGUACUUCCAUGGGAAAAGAGGUACGGACGGUCGGAGGGCGAAGAGAGUAUUCAAUUGAAUGUUUUAGAUCGACAAAAUGGCGGACGAGCGUCGGAUGCUCAGUCGGUUCGGAGUGUGGCUUAUGGCCGGGCUGUGUCCUCCUAACGAAUCUGCGGAUCCAAGAGCCAUCGGAUACAUUAUGCAGAACGUCUUCGAAUGGUUUGCGACGACCGCACUUUUGCCCAACGAUUCUAUGGGCUCAUCUCUGGAACAAUUGAAGACGGACUUUGUCUCCGAUUGGAUGAACACCGGAAUGAGAGUGCACAAUUCGGUAUUCCUUUCGAGCCUGUGCGGGGAAUGCGAGGAGUUCGACGGGCGGCCUGUGAUAGAUCGGAUUAAAGAGGGACUCGGAAGGCUUCUCGCUAUGAUGCCUUAUGACGUCAUCAGUCUGGAGACGUGGUCACAAGUCAUGCCACGAUGGCUGGAGGCCAUUGUGAACGAUUGCACCGAGGACAACCAGCCAGAGCUGAAGAUUCUGCUGUGCAAGAUAUUCGAACCGGAUUUGUGUCCUCUCCCGUUUGAAACUGCCGAAGUGUACCAGUUUAUGACGGAUCGGAUAGGAGGCGACGACUACGAUGAAAUGUUCAACGCAUUGCAAUGGCUUCAUGUACGUCCUUCCUACUGUUCAUCUUCUCACAUUCAUAUUUCAGCAACUCUCCCGUCUGGACAUCACCAUCCCGUUGGCCAUGAUCCUCGAGAACUUCAACCGAUGCUUAAUCAAGCUGAGAACCAUCGAGAUCCCUCCUCUUUCGGAGAAUGAUCUGGAGGAAGAGGAGAUGUCCGUGCACGUGGUCCUUGUGGAUACUCUCGUCCUGCAGAUGAAACUGAACGAUUCGGAACGGUCAAUGACUCCGGUGCUCACGGACAGACUCUUCGAGUGCAUGCAACUGCUCGUGUCCAUUCCGAUCAGAGCAGUCCCUCAUUCGUGCCACGAUCCAGAGUUGGACGGGUUCGCAGAUUGCCAACGUAAAUGUUAAAUACGGAAAAUCUUUUGCAAAGAUGUUUUCAGAAUGCCAACAAACUGCAUUCGUCCAGCAAAUGGUUAUGAACAUCACGCAGAAAGUGUGCCCGAAACGAGAAGUCGCCAUUAUUGUACAAUUUUGCUCUUCCAGUUCAAAAUCAUAUGGAAAACCUUUCAGACGACAGUCGAUGAAGAUGCGAUCUACGAUGAACAAACCACAGAUUCUCCGACGGGGCCCGGAAGUUCCAUGCUCUCUCCGUUGACGGAAGCCGGGAGCAAAGGAACGUCUCCAGGCAUCUCGGCUCCCUCGAAACUGUUUCCGGAUGGUGCUCUCCUGCAAAAUAUGUGUGUUGCACAGGCAUAUGAAGCUGAGGAAGAGGGGGAGGAGUGUGUGGAGGAGUGCGUUGGGAUCCUUCCGGCAGAGGAGAUGGAAGUGGCGAUGGCAGAAGCAGUGACACACGAUACAACACUUGAGACGGGGCAGGUGGUGACGAGUACGACGGUCCAUCCGAGCAUUAAGGGACAGAUCAUCCAGACGCCGCAGACGCCCGUUCAGAAGCAGCCGCCCACGGACUUCUGGAUCACUUCUGUCGGAAGGUUUCGAUUCAGUUUCGAUCAGUUACCUUCCCAACUGAAGAUGAUCCACUCGCUACUCUCCUGUCUGGACACCGCCGUCGAGCCGGACGUCGAGUUCUUCGUAAUGUCGUCCAUCAAGUAUCUUUGCCUUCAUUGCGAAGCACUCAGCAACGCUCGUAGGGAACAUCGGGGAUUUCUGAUCUGGACCCAAGAGAACCAAAUGGUGCCAAAGUUGUGGGCACGUCUUCGAUCCGAUUACAUCCAGGUCGGCGAGCUGGCAACGCAUCUCCUGCUGCACUCAAUGACUCUUCCGUGCGGAGAGGAAAUGUUCUGGAAAAUGGUUCAUCGGGACUUCACGUCUCCCCAGUGGAAUGUCCGUUUUGAUGCGGUUGGAAAGGCUUACGUGAUGGCUCAGAUGAUAAAGACGGCGCCGGUGAAGGCAAACAAAGUGGUGCAGACUUGCCUCUCCGCAGUCUUCUACCACUUCAUUGCUUCACUUCACGAUCCAAAUCCAUCUGUGGCGCAGAGGGCGAUCAUAGCGUUGAGAGCGAUGCCAAGUCACACUUUGAAGGUGUCGUCGUGCUUCUGAUAAGAUUCCAAUUCAUAAUGCUUUCAGCUGAUGUGCAUGUGUUUCGAGUCGCAAUUCGAUCACUGCAUAGUGGACCGUCCGUUGAUCAUUCAUGCAAUUACGAUGAUGUCAAUCCUUCUGCCCGACCAGACCACUCUCACUUUCGACUUUUUCAUUCAAAGAUUCGAGACGUUGGUGUUGGAAAGUCAGUUGAGCAGCCAAACAGAGGAGAACAUCUUCGUGCAAGAUCUGAUGCACACUGAUCCGAUGUCUGAACUCUAUCAACGGAAAGUUUCGAAAGCACGGACGGCCAUUGAGAAUGCCAGCACAUCCCGUUCGAUCGUCCGUCAUCUGAAGCAGUACGACGGAAUGAAGCACCAGCUGGCCCAUCUGCCGUCGGAUCCAGGUACGUCGCCCCAAGCCGAUCCGGUCCAACCAGAUUCCUCUCCUCAUUCACUCGAUCCACACGAUCUCUUCGAUUCAUUCCUAACCUCUUCUAUGUAUACUAAUCCUAACCCAUCGGACCUCUGUGUGUCUCCUUUGUAACCUUCCUCCUAACAGUCCCUUUAGACACCCUUCUUCUUCUGUCCAGAUAUCACUUUGUCGACGCGCGUGGCUCGUUGGCGGCGUCGUGGUCGUCUCUCAGAGGCGGCGCUCUCCGCGCGCGUCAAGAUUCUGAAGGUGGUCACGAUGGUGCGCGUCGUGAAUCGAUGGCGCGAGAUGGCGGCGGACGUGGCACUCGGAGCCGCUUCGCUCGUGUCUAUGAUGACUUCGGGCGGUGCUCCCGGCGGAUUGAUGUGUAUGUGUCUCUUUUGCACGUUGGAACGACGACACUUUGCAUCUGGAUCUCUUCUUCUUCUCCUUCGGAAUGUGAAUGUGCACGUGAAAGCAUCCCUCUUUUCCUUAGCUCUUUCAUUCAUUUCCUCUUUCUUCACAAACUUUUUCAUUCAUUUGUUUCUCUUGUUUUUUACACGGUUUCAGUUGGUUUCCACAUCACUCACAAACACUUUUCCUCAAUUAUUUUGGUCUGCCAAUUGUCCAGUGUUUCUUUUUCUGUCUUCUCUGCGCCCUCUCCGCCUCUAACACUCUCUCCUCUUUCUGUAAUUUCAGCCAGUGUCGCCGUGAACGAAGACGUCUCCUCGCCGCAUUCAUCGGUCACCGCCAACUACGGGCAUGGUAUGCAUCGGUCAGGCCUCCGAGGGCUUGACGCACUUUUCACCGCUUCUCAGCCCCUUCUAGACACCCGAUUCUUUCGCUUCAAUCCCCUUCUACGCAUGCAAAGAAAUAUACUCAAAACACACGAACCAAAACUUUCAGGAAGGGUAAAUUCUUUUGAGAAGAACAAGGGGUUCCUUAGUUGAUCGUUCAGUUUCAUCAAUUUACCUCAUUUCUGUUGUUCUCCACGAGAAUCUUCGUUCCGUUGAUCUCCGAUCUUUCCAGGAGGGUACGGUAGACUGCGAGAAUUCACCGACGAGGAGAGCAACAUGUGCUUGCUCUUCAACAGAGUCGUUGACAUGGAGAACCCGGAACGGCACACCGUCUACCUGGUCGUCUCCCUGUUCGUCACUUUCCUCAGCAACAAGAACUCGACGCCGACCGACGAGAAAGCGAAUGCGAAGAAGCAGUCUCUGGUCUUCCGCCACUUUAACACUCUGCUCGGCUACAGCAGCACGGAGAAGUGCUUCACGAUACCUCCUGCCAGAUUACGGUAGAUGACGGCUUCUCGUUUUCUUUCCGUUACACGAGUUUUCUUUUAGGAAAGCGGCAGUCUGCAAUGCAUUCAUCAGUGGACUUCCGGAAGUGCUGGACAUGAAUCUGCACACAGGAAACCAGCUGCUGCCGACCGUAGCCCAGUUGUUGAUUCAUCUUCCGAGUCCUCAAAAGUUGGCUUCCGAUCAGAAUGUCACCAAUUACUCUCUGGCUCUUCUCACUCAGCACAUGCGACAUUUGUGGCUUCAUUCUCUUAUUCUCAUACUUUACAAGGUUUGCCUCAAUUCGAAAGUUUGCCUCUAAUCGGAUCGUUUCAGUAUCGGUUUGAUCAACUUCCGGUCAGUGAGAACAUUGUCAGAUUGAUAGGGAUUGUAGUGAAAACGUUGCAAAGUGAGCCGAAUUUUCAAUUCCGUGACCGACCAUUUACGUUCCAUUUUCAGAUCAUGUUCACGAGUGUUCGGAAGCGGAACCAUCGCAAGAGAUAGAUACGUGGGACGAAGUGGAAGAAGAUGACGUGGCACGGACGGAACUUAUCCGGCCGGAGAGUCUCACAGUGACGACGAUUCAGGAAGCGUCUACGGCGGGGGAAGGUGUCAUUCAUGUGGGAGCCGUCCGAGUGAUGCAGCCGACAAUCGUGGAGCCAGGGAGACUCGUCGUCGAGCCGGCGAUGUCCCGGAAACGGAGCACGGCGAUUCUGGAGGCAAAGCGGAAGAAGAGUGCGAUUGAAAACAUUAAAAAGAGGUGAGAACAACGGGAAAGAGAGACUAUUUAGGAAUGAACGUAUUUCAGUACCACUCUGAGAUGCAACAUUUGCAACGAGGAGAUCGAAUUCUUCGACGAGGAGACCAUCUCGCUCUGCCUGAUCUCCUUGGAGACGUUCCUUCAUCGAGAACCUUCGAUGGCCGCUCCGAUUCUUUUUAAGAUCCUCUACACAGUCACGAGACUCAUUGACACUCCAAUGUACCCGUGGCACUCGACCGACAUGUUCGUGCCGGGAAACUCCCGUUCGGUGGCCAAGCAGAUGCUGCGUGUCACUCUCCAUCAUCUCUCCACUUCCGCCAUUUGCCUUCAACUCUUCGACACCAAAAUCCCUCGGGCCGAUGCUUUUUGGGGCGUCGUCGCUCUUUCUCUCGCCGACUUCAACGAGCUCUCUCCCGUUUAUUUUGUCCAACUUCUGAUGGAAGAUCUCGACGAAAGCUGGCCAGGCUCUGUGCGGCUGAUUAUGAAGAAUCUCGCAUUCUACACCGUCGAGAUUCCCACCGACAUGUACAUUUCCCACUGGAGCAACCUCACUGGUCACAUGGAAACUUUCUUCCGGAGGUAUCACACCGCUAUCUCUGCUGACAACGCGACCGUUCCAACUCGUGCUGAAAUCGAGAAUGUGAUUGUAGUCAUGAGUCAUGUGCUUAAAGUGCAGAACUUCUCCGCCUUCAAAUCGGCCGUUUCCCUUGUCGAAUCGUUCGCCAAGUGGCUCUCCGAAUCCCUUCACGGCGCUGAAAUAUCUCUGGAAUCCCUUCUUGGAGUCUGCACAGCUUGUAACCGAGCAUUGAUAAGAGUAAGUGGAGUGAAUGUCGUUGAACUUUCAUUAAUAAUCGCUUUCGACAGGAACGAGACAAACAAUGCGUGACUCGCGCAGUCGUCACCGAACUGAUGCAGGCGAUAAAGUUCAAAGCGAAGAUGCAGGAAGCGAACUAUGUGACGGUGGCCAACAUGAUUCUGCAGGACGCCGGAGAAGACAUCGAGGUGCCGCUGCUGGACGAUCAGUUCAACACUGCCGCUUCCGAAGCGAUCCGUCCGUUUCUCUUCGAAGUGUUGGACUUUAUCGCUGAUUUGCACGUCAUUGCAAAGUUGAAGAAAGAGACGAAUUCAGAUGCGUUAGGCGGAGAUCUGAAAGUGAAAUUGGCAGAAGCUAUAGGUAACGACGAGAAGAGAUUCAACUGCAAUGUCUUGUUUCAGCCGUUGAAAUGUCUCGAUCGAAUGCCCGCGACUGCCGUACCGUAAUCCGCUUCAUCCCGUGGCUCAUGUCGCCUCCAUCUGUGACACAAGCUGCUCCGGGCGCGUUCGCCGACAGUGUCACCAACGUACGCGUGCUCUCGUGGCUUCUGCUCGGAGCCCUUCAUGCCAAUCACUCGUGCCUGCCCGUUCCGAUCGAAUGCUCUCAGCACAUGGCUGAUUACAUUCACUUUGUGCUCGCCGGUUUCGCUGAUCAGUCGAAGGUUCCUUCCCUGCCCAUCAAUUCACUCUCUCUCUCUCUCUUUUCAGCAAUCCGUCGUCCACAUGUCCGCUCUGUUCCAUGCAUUCCAUUUGUGCCAACUGUGGACCGUCUACUGCGAACGGGCGGCCACUUACAGUUCCACGACGGCGUUCGCCCAUCUCAUCGACUUCUGGGCGCGUGUAACUCCCGCAAUCCUGCAGCUCCUCAGUCAUUCCAAAGUGGUGAGUGGUCGCGAGAAAAUGUGCAGCGAAGCGUGCUUAACGGAAGUGUGGUUUCAGCUCGCCGACAUGGUCAAUCUGCACUUCCUCAACACAAUCCAAGCCCUCCAACAGGUCAACUCGGCCCUUCUCUGCCAACUUUACUCGAUGUGGGCGCCCAUCCUAACUGCCUAUCACUCGCAAAUCCCCAAUCAACUCAGGUUUCGAAGUGUCUCUGCUCAUCCAACUUCCUCUUUCGUUUUCAGAAUGAAACUAGAUUCUUGCCAGAAUCAGCCCUCCUUGGAAGCUCCGCUGGUGACGGAGUGGCUGAAGAAAGUGAGAUACAAGAUAUCGCAGGUCGAACUGCAAACCUCUGCUGCCUCGCCCUACUACACUGUCUAAUCAUUUCUUAUUCGGGUUUUAACAUACGAUUUGGUGCUUUCAACCACAAUAAAUGUGCUCUUUCUCAUUUUUGUUUUCAUUUCUCAUGUUUUCGUGGCGAGACCCACGCAUUCUAUCCCAUGUCCUUUCGGAGCUGAGCUUCAAAAGCGACUGAAAAACGUACAAAUCAAAAAUGUGAAUCACAAUUGUUUUGGUUGCUCGCUGUUGCUCUUUCAUUCCCGCACGCUCCAUCUUCCGUCGGCUUGUAGUAGUAGUCGAAGCAGAAAAAGGGAAACAUUUGCUGACUGUUCGUCUCGUUCCCCCCUCUCGCUAUUUUCAUCACUGCUCUCGCUUCUCUCGUCGCUACCAAAGAUUUCUCCUCAUAAUUCCUCCACGAAAGAAAAUGAAGAAGCGGAAAUAUUCGGAAGCGAGGAGGGACACUGGUGAAAAACAAAAGAGGAAUGAUAAUUUUCAGUUGGUCUGUCAAAUAUAAACACGCUCUUUCACGAUUCGCCCCGCUUCUCACACGAUGUGUAACUGAUAACAGUGAUAGUUUUCAAUCACUUUUUUGUCCAGAGAUCAAUGAUAUUGCGCCAGUGCAAUAUUGCGUGAAAUAUUGGUCAUGCGAACAGUUUUCUGGAACUUAUUUUCUAAUCCUUUUUUUCGUAUUCGUCCUGUCUGAAGUCGAAGACAUGCGGCCCCACCCCCAUUCUGAAAUUUAUCAAAAAAGCAACCUUUCGCUUGGUCCAUGAUGACGACAGUACAGAACAGAGUGUAAAAUUUAAAAACCGGUUUUUUUCGUUGUCAUUUUGGAGGUUUUGGGACGGAAACAGAGCCGGCGCCAAUCGAUUCCUACUUCUCUUCUGUACGAAACUUUGUCGCGACAGCCAUCCAUUUUCGCUAUCAUUUUUCUCGAAGUGACAGGUCUCUGUUAUCAGAGGUAGUUUGCGAAGAAAAUUGAACGCAGACCGCUCACCGUCGUAAAAUGUUCGGAACGAGACAAGAAACAAAAUGAGAGAAAGCGGGAAGCAAGGCGCCUCGCGAGAGAGUGCCAGCUAGAGCGCCAGGCGACCGACUCGAAUUUGAACUAGCGCGCAGCCGCGACGCGUCCCCUCGCGUCGCGGUCGGCCUUCCCGGUUGUGUGACUGACGAAAUCGUUGCCCAGCACCUUCAUCGCUCUGUUUCUCUAUCGAUUCUCGCUCGUUUUUCGUAAUUCUUUCUGCUCAUCGAUGUGAAAUGGCUUUGGCUAUCCGAUUAUUUCACCGGCAUCGUCGAAGAAGUCCAGGGAGAAAGAGAAAAUAUGAAAAUUGUUGCAUCGAUUUUUAUAGGGCUCUGUUGUCGUUAAAAAAAUAGUAGGCGAAUGGAUGAUUCAUUGAUUCUUUCGAAAAUGUUCGAAAGCUUUUCCGGUCACGGGUUUUCCAUCUUAGUUCUAAAAAUUAUCGUGUUUACAAAAGCUAUUGAUUUUUCUCGCCAAAUCUCCCAAUUUCGAGCGGCUACUAUCGAAUUACAUCGCGUUUCGUCCGUUUUGGCGCCUAUUGUUCCAUUUGUCAUCCACUUGUUUUUUCAGGUUGAGAUCCUCACUCUUGAACCACCUGGUGCCCUCGUGCACUCAUUUCGUGUGCUGCUACUAAAGGUAAUUUUGUAAAAUUUUGCAGGUUAGAAAUCAUCUUCGUCAUUUUCAGCACGGCCGGAGUAAAUAAUGGCAAAUGUUAUGUCAGUGAAGGAUUUCAUCGUUGCGACAAAAUAUAAGCUGAUCCGGAAAAUCGGAUCCGGCUCGUUCGGUGAUAUCUAUGUCUCAAUCAACGUGACGAACGGCGAGGAGGUGGCCAUUAAGCUGGAGAGCAACAGGGUAAGCUUGUACUUUCUCUAAUUACAGAAUUUCCGUCUAUGUGGCAUUAUCGCAAUAACGCGGCACAGCCUUGCAUUACCAAUGCGGCCGUUGUGUCUCUUUUUCAGAUAGCGCCAAUUUUCUCCUUUUCCUUUGUCCGCACGUUCAUUUCCAGGCGCGGCACCCUCAGUUGCUCUACGAGUCCAAAGUCUAUCGCAUACUGCAAGGAGGAGUUGGUAUUCCACACAUCAGAUGGUGAGUCCUAAGUAGAACCUCCAAAAAUUGGUCGUUAUUGCGUUUAGGUACGGAACAGAGCGAGAGUACAAUGUGCUCGUGAUGGACUUGCUCGGUCCCUCGCUUGAGGAUCUAUUCAACUUCUGCUCCAGACGCUUCACCAUGAAGGUGAGAACCUUGUUUGCAGCACCAAGACGUCUCCGCACAACACGACGUUUUCAUCAAGUGUCCUUCAGUUCUUACAACAUUAUGUCACUUCUUCAUGAUACGCGCGGGGGACAACUGAGGGGGCGCUGAUCUUUAGGGAACGGGAGUGUGAUGUGUGUAAAUAAUGAACAACGGCCUCCAUUCGCGAAACGAGGGUAACUGAGGGACUGGUCCAGCUGUGCUUUUCCCCCCGUCUCGCUUAUUAUUGAGUUUUUCGAAAUGGUAUUGACUUUUGGUAGUUUGAAUAGACUAAUUGAUGAGAGCACAUCAAACCUUUCUGUCCAAUCUGAUGACAUAAAAACAAGACAUUAUAUUCAACAACUGACGUGCGACCAAAUGACUGAUUUAUUAAAGAAGACUCUUUUAGACGGUUCUCAUGCUCGCCGAUCAGAUGAUUGGACGCAUCGAGUACGUGCACGUGAAGAACUUUAUUCAUCGUGAUAUCAAGCCAGACAACUUCUUGAUGGGAAUAGGACGCCACUGCAACAAGCUGUUUUUGAUCGAUUUUGGAUUGGCCAAGAAGUGAGGAUAGAGUGAGAAGCGCCAACUUCAAUUCUGUUUAAUUUAGAUACCGUGACUCGCGCACCAGAACUCACAUCCCGUACAGAGAGGACAAGAACUUGACUGGAACCGCCAGAUACGCUUCGAUCAACGCUCAUCUCGGAAUUGAGCAGUCGAGAAGGUAUUUAAGUUGCUGAGAGUGGCUAGCAUAAUCAAUGUUUUUGCAGAGAUGACAUGGAAUCUCUCGGAUAUGUACUGAUGUACUUCAACCGUGGAACGCUUCCAUGGCAAGGACUGAAGGCUGCGACGAAGAAGCAGAAGUAUGAGAAGAUUUCUGAGAAGGUUUGAGUCUGCUGAAGUAACUGUCGCUCUGAAAGACUGUUUUCGUUCAGAAGAUGACGACAUCCGUUGAGCACUUGUGCAAGGGCUUCCCAGCCGAGUUCCCAAUGUACUUGAGCUACACGAGAGGACUUCGCUUCGAUGAGUCGCCGGAUUACAUGUAUUUGCGGCAGUUGUUCAGAAUCUUGUUCCGAACGCUCAAUCAUCAGGUAUGUGGUCAAGAAAAAGCGUCAGUUCGGCGACUUUAGCUCUGCUGCUCAAAGAUAGAUACUCUUCACUUAAUCCUCGUAGAACGAAGAGAAGUGCCGGUUUAAUGAGGCUCUCGCCACAUGACAUCGUUUUGUUAGGAAAGAGCGUCGUGCGAGGUGUGAAAUUGAUUUCAAAUGGAAGUGACUGCCCCAUUAACCGAAAAUUUUCAGUACGACUACACUUUCGACUGGACGAUGCUCAAGCAGAAGGCCCAGCAAUCGCAAUCGAACGCUAUCGCCGGAGGAGCUGCAUCGGCUGGAGCCACCGGAGGACCAUCAUCCGGAGUGCAAGGGGGAGUGGCGCCGUCUGGAAACACUCCUCAAUAG
This is a messenger RNA of Caenorhabditis sp. 36 PRJEB53466, 12796 nucleotides long. The record is from the annotation of a GenBank genome assembly. Lineage: Eukaryota; Metazoa; Nematoda; Chromadorea; Rhabditida; Rhabditidae.